UGAACGUAAUUGUUUUUUGGGGGGAACUAUAUAUCAGAGCACCGGUAUGUAAGACAAGUGGCGGCACUUUCUGUGUUGUUCACCAUUUUGGUUGUCAUUGCCAUCCAUUGCAUCCAUUGUUCCGCCAAAAAAAACAGAGACAACAUAUCAGGUCAAUAGCCGUCGUCAACAUAAGUGUUGAGUCCAGUGAGACAGUGACCACAUUGUCGUUGUUGUCUUUACCGCACGUGUGGCCACACCUGUCAUCGACAGGCGAUAUAUCGAUACAAAAACAACUCAUUGUUUGUACAAAAAGACGUGAAGAGCGCGACUUCGACGAUGACAUCGAGUUCUGGACCCAAGUUCGCCAUCGGAGACCUGGUCUGGGCUAAGAUGAAAGGCUUCAGUCCGUGGCCGGGAAGGAUAGUGGACGGCUCGCAGACUAACUUGCGGUCACCAAAACCUCCGGGAAAUUUGCGCCAAAAAUCCAUACAAUGUGUGUAUUUCUUCGGCAGCAAUAACUUCGGUUGGAUUCAAGAGGACGCCAUCAAACCGUAUACCGAAUACAAAGAACAGAAUUGCAAACUAAAUAAGAGUCACGCAUUUAAAGAGGCCAUCGAAAAGAUCGAGGAAUUCAUGAAAACAGGAGAUCCAGCGCUGGCCGGAAUCGUCAACUCAGGUUCAAAUCUUCCUUCGAUAGAUGAGGAAAUUGCCACCAUUUUCACGGGUAACAAGAGUGAUGGCGAAGAGAAAAAGACGACAACCAACGCGACUACUACUCCCACUACUACACAACAGCGCGAUUACAGCCGAACGCCGUUUGGAAAGUCUAAAGCGGGUAAAAAGGUAUCGUCAACGCCGGCCAACGACGAGGACGUCCCGCCGCCACCGGCCAAACGCGCAAAGAGUUCGUCAAUCGAAGAGAACACUAACUCAUUGCCGGCUAAGUCACCGGCAAAAACAGCGGCCCGUAAUAUACUGAAUAGACAGUCGCAGUAUUUGCUUGACUCGAAUAGCACUACAAUCAAUGAUCAAACAGAAGUAGACAUGAAGAACGUGUCGGCCAAGUCUAAGACUAUACAGGCAUCGAGUCUGAAGUUUGGUUUUAUCGGCUUAGGACUGAUGGGUCAGCGACUUCUCAAGAAUUUAUUAAACUCCGGACAUCAGGUGACGAUUUGGAACCGAACGCCCAGCAAAUGCAAAGAUUUUUUGAAAGCUGGCGCUGUUAAGGCCACGACACCUGCUGAUGUGGUCGCCGCAUCCGAUAUCGUAUUUUCUUGUUUAGCUGAUCCACAUGCCGUCAAAGAGAUUGUAUUCGGCAAUUGCGGUAUUUUGGCCGAAAUUCGUUCACCRAAAGGUUACGUCGAGAUGACCACAAUAGACGCCGACACUAGUAAUGAUAUAUCCGAAGCUAUUUUGGCCAGAGGCGGUCGAUUUCUUGAGGCGCCACUUAUCGGUAGCGGUAAAUUGCAGGCCGAAGAGGGAAAUCUGACGGUUAUUGCUUCGGGAGACAAGUCUUUGUUUGACGAAUGCAAUUCCUCUUUCCAAGCGAUUAGUAAACACGCCUUCUAUUUAGGCAGUCAAGUGGGCGACGCCUCCAAAAUGAAUUUGAUUGUAUCGAUGCUGAUCGGCAAUCUGAUUGGUUCACUCGCUGAGAGUAUGGCACUGGCCGACCGAACCAAUCUAUCACAAAAAGAUUUACUCGAAAUCCUAUCCAUUUCUCCAUUAAACUGCGCCACUUUAAUCUCAAAGGGCAAGUCUAUGAUUGACGGCGGGUUUGCCACCGAAAUGCCGUUGACUCACAUGCAAAAAGACCUACGACUGGCACUACAGUUGGCCGAAGUCUAUGAGCACCCGAUCCCGAUCACCGCUUCCACCAAUGAAGUGUUUAAACACGCCAAACAUCUUGGCUAUAGUGAACACGAUGUGGCGGCCGUCUACAUCAGAUCCCGGUUCUAACGGGACGAGCAAAAAGAGAUGUAUACACAAUCACAUACUCUCUCUCAUCACUUGAACACAAAUGUUAUAAUUUGACGAAUAAUUCAUUAAUACAUUUGUUU
Molecule: messenger RNA, 2039 nt
Organism: Oppia nitens
Lineage: Eukaryota; Metazoa; Arthropoda; Arachnida; Sarcoptiformes; Oppiidae
Gene: Ndf
Product: cytokine-like nuclear factor N-PAC
Exons: 2
Coding region: 319-1938 (539 amino acids)
Molecular function (GO): oxidoreductase activity, acting on the CH-OH group of donors, NAD or NADP as acceptor; NADP binding; NAD binding
Source: RefSeq, a predicted model, not a curated record